Messenger RNA from Suillus subaureus, 1062 nucleotides. Its product is annotated as farnesyltranstransferase. Gene Ontology annotation, biological process: isoprenoid biosynthetic process. The transcript is spliced from 9 exons. Bases 1 to 1062 code for a protein of 353 amino acids. The record is from RefSeq and is a predicted model, not a curated record. Gene Ontology annotation, molecular function: prenyltransferase activity. NCBI's taxonomy places the organism in Eukaryota, Fungi, Basidiomycota, Agaricomycetes, Boletales, Suillaceae.
AUGCAUGCCAAUAUCGAAAGAUACGAUAGCUUCCUCUCAAGCCUGUGUGCACCAUCGUCCAGCACAUGGACCGAAGCUCAGGAAUCUGCGUUGCUCGAACCCUAUACCUACAUCACUGCCAACCCGGGAAAAAAAGUCGCAGACAGGCUUGUCGAAGGCUUCAACCUCUGGCUUAAUGUCCCCAAAGACAAGCUUGCGGUCAUCAUCCGCGUUGUUGGUCUUCUCCAUGAUGCUAGUCUCUUGGUAGACGACAUUGAAGAUGACUCUCAGCUGAGACGUGGGAUUCCAGUCGCACAUAAAAUAUACGGUGUCCCCCAGACCAUCAAUACCGCCAAUUACAUCUACUUCCUAGCAUAUCAAGAGUUGUCUGCUCUGAGGCCCAUAGUGCGGCGUCGCGCUUGUGAUUCGAGUGCAGGUCCAGACAAUAGUUUUAGGGAUGACAUUUCUGUCGCCGAGAAGCCCAAUUUCCCUAAACGCCUCAUUUCCAAUCAUGAUCUGGACCUUAUAGUGAAUGACGAACUCAUGUCACUGCAUCAUGGGCAGGGCCUGGACAUCCUUUGGCGUGAUACCCUCCGCUGUCCGACAGAAGAUGAGUAUGUGCAGAUGGUCAAAGACAAAACGGGCGGUCUUCUCAGAAUUGCUGUCAAACUCAUGAUGGCAUGUGCUACGGCAAACACGAACGUUGAUUACGUCCCUUUGUGUAAUCUCAUUGGGAUUUAUUACCAAAUACGUGAUGACUACAUGAAUCUCCAGAACGAUCAGUACACGAACAGCAAGGGCUUUGCAGAAGAUUUAUCUGAAGGAAAAUUCUCCUUCCCUAUUGUUCAUGGCAUCCUUGAACAGCCUGAAAACCAACUGAUCAUGAAUGUCCUGCAAAAACGCCCCAAGACUCCUACCCUCAAGCAUUACGCUAUCGAGCAUCUCAGAAACACCACCAAGUCGUUUGAUUACACCCUGGCGGUGCUCAAAAAGUUGGAGCAACAAGCUAACAGAGAACUCGAGAGACUUGGUGGAAACCCGAUGUUAUCUGCACUUUUGGACAAGCUUCAUGUCGAUGCAUGA